UACAACAAGUAGUUUUUUCCUUAAAAAAAAAAUAGUAACUAUGAAGAUUCUUCAACGUGCUACCAUGUCCCCGGCCAUCUUCUUCUUCAGUCUCUACUGAACUUUCCUUUCAAUUUCAAAAUCUCAGCUCCGAUCGGAAUUUUUUAACAUUUUCCGGCCAUGUCGAUACAAAUUCAAAAACCACCAAAUGAGUCAUGGGACUGUAUGUUACCUGGCCCACCAUCCCGGAACAACGGUGGAUCCGCCGAUAUUUCUCCCGCCGGCCUAUUCGCUUACGCCUCCGGUAGCUCUGUAUCCGUCGUCGAAACUCAUUCUAUGCAACUCGUUACUACUAUCCCUCUUCCACCGCCGUCCUCUUCUACUACCUCUUUGUCCCCUUUCAUCACUUCCGUCAGGUGGUCCCCACAGCCUCUUCCGCAUGUAAUCGAUGUUCCUCAACAUCAUCUUCUUCUCGCCGUCGGUGAUCGUCAAGGAAGAAUUUGUUUACUUGAUUUUCGGUCUAAAUCUCCGACGAUUUUCUUUGAUACUGGUUCAGGUUCUAAAUUUGGGAUUCAGGAUCUAUGUUGGGUACAAACUGGACCGGAUUCAUGGAUCUUAGCUGCUCUAUGUGGACCUUCGUUGCUUUCUUUGUAUAAUACUUCUACGGGUCGGUGUUUCUUCAAAUACGACGCUGCGCCGGAGUAUUUCUCGUGUCUACGUCGUGAUCCGUUUGAUUCGCGGCAUUUUUGUGCCCUAGGACUUAAAGGAUUUUUACUUUCAGUGACUGCAUUGGGAGAUACAGAGAAUGAUGUGCUGCUUAAGGAGCUUCAAAUUCGUACGGACACUACUGAAUUGCAGAAACUAGAGAGGGAUUCAUCUACUGGAGGUAAUGGAGCUCCGGCGUCAGCUACAUUUCCGGCUUACAUUUCAAAAUUCGCGUUUUCACCACACUGGAGGCAUUUGAUCUUCGUGGCAUUUCCGAGGGAAUUGGUAGUGUUUGAUCUGCAGUAUGAGACGGCAUUGUUCUCGUCUGGGCUGCCCCGGGGCUGUGGGAAGUUUCUGGAGGUGUUACCUGACUCGAAUAUUGAAGUUUUGUACUGUGCUCAUCUUGAUGGAAAGCUCAGUACUUGGCGGCGGAAAGACGGAGAGCAAGUGCACACGAUGUGUGCGAUGGAAGAACUGAUGCCCUCAAUAGGCACGGCCGUUCCUUCCCCCUCAAUUCUUGCAGCUGUUAUCUCCCAUUCAGAUGCCGCCCUUCAAAGUAUUGGCAAGCUAUAUUCCGAUGCACAUCAUUCAGUCGAUGUGGACUUUGACAAUCCAUUUGAUUUUUGUGAUGAAUCCCUUGUUUUAUCUAAGACGCGUUUGAUCUCCAUUUCUGAUGAUGGGAAAGUAUGGAAAUGGCUCCUGACUGCUGAAGGAUCUGUAGAUAUUCAGAAGGAUAUGACAAAUCCAGAUAUUGUUGCAGAACCCUGUAAGUCUGUACCUUCAGAGAUUCCCAUGGGUCACAACUCUGAGAUCAGCACAGUUCCACUGUCAACUGAUGCAAAUAGAAGCAGGACCUGUCUGUCAAAAUCCACUACAAGCCUGGAAGAAGUGUCUUUCAAGAUUAGUCUAGUUGGGCAGCUUCAUCUUCUUUCUUCGGCAGUGACUAUGCUGGCUGUACCUUCCCCUUCUUUGACUGCUACUUUGGGACGUGGAGGAAACUCUCCAGCUGUCGCUGUUCCGCUUGUUGCUGUGGGAACUCAAAGUGGUACAAUAGAUGUGAUUGAUGUUUCUGCCAAUGCUGUCAGCGUUAGCUUUGCCGUCCAUAACAGUGUUGUCAGGGGAUUAAGGUGGCUUGGCAAUUCCCGACUGGUUUCUUUCUCUUACUCACAGGGUACAGAAAAAGCUGGUGGCUACAUCAAUAGGCUCGUUGUGACAUGUCUUCGAAGUGGACUUAAUCGACCAUUUCGAGUUCUGCAGAAACCAGAGCGAGCACCUAUUAGAGCUUUAAGGGCUUCAUCUUCUGGCAGGUACCUAUUGAUUUUGUUUCGUGAUGCACCAGUAGAAGUUUGGGCUAUGACUAAGACACCAAUCAUGCUUAGAUCACUAGCUCUCCCGUUCACUGUGCUAGAAUGGACUCUUCCAACAGUACCACGGCCAUUGCCUAAAGAUCGUCCUGCCGUACUGUCAACAGAGACAUCCUCCCCAACAAAAGAAGCAGUUGCAGCAGCAGAUGCUAAAGGAGCUGGGACAGAUGGAUCUCAAGAUGAGUUUUCGGAAAGUUUCUCUUUUGCACUAGUCAAUGGUGCACUUGGAGUUUUUGAGGUUCAUGGUCGAAGGAUCCGCGACUUUAGACCAAAGUGGCCUUCAUCUUCAUUUGUUUCAUCUGAGGGAUUGGUGACAGCAAUGGCCUAUCGUCUGCCUCAUGUGGUUAUGGGGGACAGGUCAGGAAAUAUACGCUGGUGGGAUGUUACUACUGGACAGUCGUCCUCAUUUAACACCCAUAGGGAAGGGAUCCGUAGAAUCAAAUUCUCACCAGUUGUUCCUGGAGAUCGUAGUCGUGGGCGUAUUGCCGUUCUGUUUUAUGAUAACACAUUCUCGGUAUUUGAUCUGGAUUCACCCGAUCCAUUAGCCAAUUCACUUUUACAACCUCAAUUUCCUGGAACUCUUGUAUUGGAGCUCGAUUGGUUGCCUUUGCGAUCAGAUAAGAAUGAUCCACUGGUGUUAUGUAUUGCUGGAGCUGAUAGCAGCUUUCGCCUGGUUGAAGUCAAUAUGAGCGACAAUAAAAUUGUCCAUGGUCCCCAAGCUCGACCAGUCAAAGAAAGAUUUCGACCAGUGCCUUUGUGUUCUCCCAUAUUACUACCCACACCACAUGCCCUGGCAUUACGUACAAUCUUACAGUUAGGUGUGAAGCCAUCAUGGUUUAAUACAUGGAGUACAAACACAGAUGACUCGAACCACCAAGUUCCUGGAACUCCAACUGCUGGAGAUCUUCGUAACCACAUGAUUGAGUCACCCCGCAUUGGUGAUUCUGUAGUGCCUGAGAUGCUUCUCAAAGUACUGGAGCCUUACCGUAGAGAAGGGUGCAUACUUAAUGAUGAGAUGGUUAGACUCUAUGCUGGUCUAGUGGAUAAAGGUUCUGCAGUAAGGUUUGCCUUUGCUGCUGCUAUAUUUGGGGAACCCAUGGAAGCUCUUUUCUGGCUGCAGUUACCGCGAGCUCUAAACUACUGGAUGAAAAGAUUGACUAACAAGUCUCCAACAAGAGUCCCGCAAUCAGCUUCCACGUCAGAACUUGAUGAAGUAUCUAUGUUAAAUAGGAUAUCAUCAAAGGGAAAGUCGGGGACCGAAAUGGGAAAAAAUAAUGCUUUGGGAAAUGGUCAACUUCAGCUGAUGGCCUUUGAACAAGAAGAGUUGUGGGGGUGUGCUAAUGAACAGAUUCCUUGGCAUGAAAAGCUGGAAGGAGAAGAGGCAAUUCAAAACCGUGUACAUGAAUUAGUAUCGAUUGGAAACCUAGAAGCUGCAGUUAGCUUACUGCUCUCCACGCCUCCAGAGAGCUCGUAUUUCUCUGCAAAUGCAUUGCGUGCUGUUGCCCUUUCUUCAGCUGUAUCGACGUCGUUACUUGAGCUGGCCGUGAAGGUUGUUGCUGCCAAUAUGGUGAGAACAGACCGGUCCUUGUCUGGAACACAUCUUCUUUGUGCUGUUGGCAGGCAUCAAGAGGCUUGUUCUCAGUUACAAGAUGCUGGAUGCUGGACUGAUGCUGCAACAUUAGCUGCAACACAUCUUAAAGGAACUGAUUAUGCAAGGGUUUUGCUGAGGUGGGCUCAGCAUGUUCUUAAUUCUGAACACAAUAUUUGGAGGGCACUUAUCUUGUAUGUUGCUGCUGGUGCACUGCCAGAGGCGUUAGCUUCUCUUCGUGGGGCACAACAACCAGACACAGCAGCCAUGUUUAUACUUGCUUGCCAGGAAAUCCAUAGUGAAUAUCUAUCUAGCUUGGAUGAUGAAUUAAGAUCUUCAGAUAAGUUGGUUAGCUUGCCAGGACUGAACCCAGAAAGUGAAGAUGUCCGUGCAGUUGGUGAAUACUAUGGACAAUUCCAGAGAAAAUUGGUCCAUCUUUGCAUGGACUCCCUACCUUUCUCCAACUGAGAAAACUUUGUCGGGAUUCCUUUUAUGUGUCUUAAGAUCUCUGUCUCAGCAAUCCGAGUCAUCAGAACAAGCUUCCCAUCCUUAACCAUACAUUUGACCUAAAACCUCGAGACAUUUAAGCGGUUGUCAUAAAAUCCCAAGAGCCUUGCCCGAACUACAGUUUGGCAUGAGUUCAGAUUGAAAAGACUUGGCCUGUCAAAGUCAUCCAAUAGACAAGUAAUCUGCAGUUCUUUGUGGGUCAACCAUGGCUGAAUUGAUGAUGCUUUCAAACUGGUUGCAGAUGUUCUUUUGACACAAUUUCAUACCACUGGGACGAUUUUUCUGUUCAAAAGUUUUGUGCCAUAAUACGCGUCCUUUGAAAGCUAGCCACGUUGCAAGAUCAAUUCUUUUGUAUUAGAAUGGAACUGCUGUAAAUUGAUUGAUUGAUUAUGUAACAGCAUUGAGUUCAUACAUUCAUUGACUCUCUUACGGGUGUCAAAUGGGCAAGUUAUGGACUGUAAUUUGGUCGAGUGAUCAAAUUUGUUUUAAAAAACAAGAUUUUUUCAAGUAUCAAAAUAUAAAUUUUGUAUGAACACCA
Molecule: messenger RNA, 4681 nt
Organism: Solanum dulcamara
Lineage: Eukaryota; Viridiplantae; Streptophyta; Magnoliopsida; Solanales; Solanaceae
Exons: 20
Coding region: 160-4104 (1314 amino acids)
Cellular component (GO): cytoplasm
Molecular function (GO): protein binding
Source: RefSeq, a predicted model, not a curated record